Molecule: messenger RNA, 3252 nt
Organism: Dicrocoelium dendriticum
Lineage: Eukaryota; Metazoa; Platyhelminthes; Trematoda; Plagiorchiida; Dicrocoeliidae
Source: the annotation of a GenBank genome assembly
AGAAUACGUAAAGAUCCACUGAACUGAAGCUAAGACGUUCUCUUCCUCCACAAAGAGGUUACUAGUAAACAUGAAAGCUUCGCCACUUGCUUCCGGCUACGAUUUUACUCGUGGAGAUUACGUAGCCUGCGGUGCAAGGUCAGCUGUGGAUAAAAUUAAUCCACUGAGUCUACCGCUUUACGCAAUGACAAGGAAUCGACUUACUGCAAAUACCACACAUGUAUCCAACAAUGAUAAACGCAAGAAGCAGGUGGUGAUUAUGCCGAAUAAAUUAGAAAUAAACGACGCCAUUGCACACGUUAGGAGGCGACUUAAACGACUGCCGAUACAAAUGGAUGAAAGGGCCCUGUUGCAAAAGUUAUUUAAAAAUUUGCUACUACAUGAUGUAGGGUUGGAUGAGAUGAUUUCAGCCCCACCUUCCGCCAAUUUUCAGGUGGCCGCUUUGGAACGCGUUGAGACAAUGAUUAAAAGUUUAGAGUUAGCAAACACUUGGAACUUAGCUGAAAACCGCACUCCUCUAGGCAAACGAAGUGUGGAACACACUCAUUCUGCGAAGGUCCGAGAGCACAGCGACAGCCCAUUUAGAGGAACUGCGAAACCACAAAUUCAGUCAAUGCAGUCAGAAUUGGAAACUAUGGAGGUGGGACACCUACGGCAUUAUGAUUCUCGUAAUGACGAUGGAUACGUGUGUUACUUUUGCCACCACGGGUUUACCACAGUGGUCGACCUCCACGCCCAUUUCCUCACACAGGAACAUAUUUGUUUGGAAGUUCCGAUCCGUAAAACACAUGCCGAGGAAAGCAAAGAUGUACAUCCGCAACCUCUCACUUCACAGGCGAACAAUAAUAACGUUGUUGAGCGAGAAACAUGCGUGCCAGCAUUUAUGAAAAUAGUUCAACCCACAAAUCGACAGGGAAAUACUGCUGUUGCGAAACCACCAAGCGUUUGCAGAAGAACGAUGCUUCCGCACUUGCGCUGCAUGUACUGUGGUGCCUCCCUACGUUACAACCGCCGAAGCGAGCAUUCAUGUUUUGAGGAGAUGAGCCAGUCACUGACGACGGAACUUCAACAUAUGGACGUGUACGGGAGCCCGUUUGUCUGUCUUCUUUGCCACGGUCGCGUGUUUGAUACGCCGUCAAGAUUGCAACUCCAUCUGGUCGCUUGUCAUGGAGCUGGGAGGGAUUUCAGCCACUGUGCACUUUGCGAAAUGGACUUGGAAUGUUCCCAUAUUCAAUCCCACCAGGCACCCAUUGCAUUGGCUACCGCAUAUGAUAGACAUUUAAAUGAGUGCCAUUUGCCCGACUUGCUGCUUGCCGAAAAACUUUUAUUCAUGUGUCCCACAGCAGUUUCUGAAACCGCUGCGCGGACCGCACCAACGGAUGAUGUACGUCGCCGCGGCUACAGAUGCGUCUUUCUUCAAGAUUUACCUGCUGGCUCCGGCCCUCCAUUUCCAUUUCCUCAUUGGGUUAGCAGAGAGAUUGGUGGUCCAUGGAAAACUCGGGCCACUUCGCCACAACCGCUCAAAAGCAACCGCACUGUGCAGCCGUAUUGGAGCUCGGGCACCUAUGCCUCGGCUUUGAUGCGUCCAAGCAAGACCAAAGGAUACAGAAGCUGUCUUGUUUCCCCUACUGUAAUCUCAGAGCUUACAGCAGAACAUUACUCUCACAUCCGAUCGGGCAAGUCCGGUAGCUCAUACCAACCGUGUUGUGGAGUACCAAGCAAUGGCUUGUUCGGCACCGCGCAACUUAUCGCUCAUGUGCUCUGUAAUCAUGCUGGAAAUCCGUACACAGUGCCAGGGUUCCGGGAGCUUGUUUUGGCAAAGCAUGUCGUCACCCAGUUUGAUAGCAAGAAAUGUCCACUUGACAAGAUGAGCCGUACAGUGGAUAAUUGGAUGGCAAUUGUUAGGAAGCAAGAAGAAGUACAGAUGGCCCAGAGUGCUGAAGAGAUUGAGCAGUUUGGCACUAAACAACGCUUAACUAAGUUGGGGAGUUUAGAAGGCGGAUCUACCCACCUUAAUGCAGAACCGAAGGUACGCCUUUUAAGCCUGUCAUAGGUCGAUAAACAUGUAGUAAGAUGCUGUUCAGCGUGCUGUGACUAGGUCAGGUUGUAAGCAAUCGCAAUUUGCUUUUGUCUUAUGUAUCAUUGACAACAGCGCUUCAAUCAUGGCAUUUGUUCAAUUAAUAUCAGUGAAUAAGAGUAUGUGUGCCGAUGAACAAGACUAUAAAGUAUUAUUACUUGCAUUAACACAUUUUACCGGGUCUCUUGCCCCUCUAACAGAGUUAAACAACGUUACAGUCGCAUCAUAUUGUCGUGCUGCGCGGCUAUAAAUUAGUAUCGUGCCAUAACUGUAAAAAUCCGUUCAACUGACCCAGCUGCGAUUAGUAUAAGAAAUAUCAUACUUCACAGAGUAUGUGAACAAAAUCCCGACCUCUACACGCAUUUGAAGAAAUGACGGAAUUCACUAUUCACGGGACUUACGUUUGGCUAAAAUUCCGAAGUGUGUCUGAUGCACAAUAUCUUCGAGACCACUGUCCUCUAGUGCUUAUGGAAAUGGUUGCUAGUUAUGUACAUCUAGUUGUCAGCAUCCGUCUUCGGAUUUGCCAGCCACACGACACCUGCGCCUACAGAGCGAUCAUAGGUGGCUUGCGCUGCACCACCCACAGCUCCAACCACACACCCCAUAUCCAGUGUAAACCCGAAGGAAUAAGACCGGGAUUCAUGUGGAUGGAAGACACGUUUCAACAACGGAGCCAGCCCACACUCCUUCACAGACAAACACAAGCACGCUUUAUUUGGGGCAUAAACGUACACAAGUCGGUGGCUGGAACGUAGUCCGCUCCACACUGAGUGCAUGGAACCACUCUUUGAUCCUAACACGGCCACAAGAAACGUGCACCCCGUCCCCUCCAGCAACGACCACCUAUUUCCUAGAGACAGUAUGGACGAGGUAGUGGGUAAUAGACAGGUAGGCACCUUUUCAACAAGCACAUCAAGCGCACCAACGCCGGGGAUGUUAAGCAACAAUCAAUCACAUGAAGUGAAAUGUUGAAUAAAAUAGAUCGGAUACACAGUAUAGAUAUUCCGCAAAAGUAGCGUAUGUACUAAAUGGAUUAUCAAAAUAGCCGUGAUAGAUUCAGGAUGGCAGAAAGGAGAUCAGGGCAAUAAUGUAAGAAUGGGAAAAAAGCAAGUGAAGUUUAAACGAAAUGUUCGAAUUAAUAUAUUAUUCGGGUACAGAUUAAAAUUAGGUAACAC